UUGAAUCGUAAACAACGUUUAAUCUUAAACAAAAAAAGAAAAAUAACCACCAAAUAUUUAAAGAAAAAUUAAGUAAAGAAAACAACAUGCGAAUUUUACUCUUAAUACUAAUAAUGAUGGCAAUAUUUGCAAUAACUGCCAGAGCAUCUGUAGUACGUCGAGAUGUGGACGAUUUCGGUGAUGAUGAAGAUUCGGCUGAAAAUGCCAUUGAUGAGGACAAUAAUGGCGAUGAUGACGACGAUGAUCCAGAAGAUUUGCCAAUAGCAUCUAUAAAAUCACGGGCUAUAGCUAUGGAUCGGGACUUGUGUCGUGAAUUGUCGCGCUACCAUCCUCAUCAUCCACGCUGUCAAUUGUAUUGUGAGAAAUUAAAUCACUGGAUGGGAAUGUGUCGUCGUGAUAGUUGUCAUUGUUAUUCUUAAAUUAAAUUACACUAAAUUAAAAUAAAAUAAAACGCACAAAUAUUCGUACAUACAUAACUAAUUAUAAUUUCUAAAACAAAAAGGAAAUGCUUAUUAUUUGUAUUCAAAAUUUAUAAUGAUUAAAAAGCUAAAUAAAAGUCUUAUGCAGAUACAUACAUACCUACUCUUACAUACAAA
Messenger RNA from Calliphora vicina (urban bluebottle blowfly), 596 nucleotides. RefSeq lists its product as uncharacterized. The transcript has a single exon. The record is from RefSeq and is a predicted model, not a curated record. NCBI's taxonomy places the organism in Eukaryota, Metazoa, Arthropoda, Insecta, Diptera, Calliphoridae. The coding region runs from base 87 to 419 and encodes 110 amino acids.